AUGACUACAGAACGGAGCUGGCCGUAUGUGGAUUCUCAGUUGAGCCUGGCCACUUGUGACUCUCCCAGUAAGGAAAUGGCAUCUUCUGCCCAAAGUAAAGGCAAAUACGAAACCCUUCUGGUCACUACAGAGGACAAGAUCACAAAGAUAAUCUUUAAUCGCCCAGACAAAAAAAAUUGCUAUCAACCUUGUGGGGAAAGAAAGCAAGGAAAACAAACAGGAAUAUCAAAACAAUCAGUGGAAACCAAAAUCCAGCAGAUGUAUGGUGAAAUUAUGCGAGCACUUGAAGAAGCUGCCAAGGAUGAUUCCACAUUGACUGUAAUAACAGGACGCGGCGAUUACUACUGUAGUGGGAAUGAUCUUAAUAAUUUUGCCGAAAACUUCAGCUUGGAAAAGAGCACAGGGUCUAUGGUGGUGUUUGAGACCCCUUUUAGCCUACUUGGAAAGACUCCAGAAGGCUGCUCAACUUACACCUUUCCUAAGAUAAUGGGCCCCAUAAAGGCAAAUGAGAUGCUCCUUUUUAACAAGAGGAUCACUGCCAAUGAAACACGAACCCAAGGACUCGUGACAGAAGUUUUUGCUGACAGUACUUUUCAGCAAGAAGUUUGGACAAGGCUGAAAGCAUACGCUAAUCUUCCUAGAAAUGUUCUAACCCUCUCCAAGCAAUUAAUGAGAAGUGUGGAAAAGGAAAAACUGUGUGCAGUCAAUUCACGAGAGUGUGACCAGCUUGUGGAAAGAUGCUUUUCAGACGAGUGCAUGAAUGCCGUAACAAGCUUCUUCCAGAAGAAGUCAAAAUUAUAAUAUUGACCGUGGGGGAAAGGAUUUUUAUUGUCCCCGUGGAAUUUGCUUUUGCGUUUAUGUUCUGUAUGUAUUUUUAGUCUCUCUUACACCAGCGCUAAGUAAUGGAUGAUGUAUCGUAUGGUGUAAUGCAUGUGACAGAAUGACCUGGUGAUAGUUCUCCUCCAAGCAGCCUCAUUGCUUGGAUGGGCUGGUCCCUGGUCCCCUAGUGCCAAUCAAGAUCCUUCUGCAAUGCUGAAUCCCUGUAAGAGGCAAGUGCUAUUCCUCAUGAAUACAGCCUGUCAGUGUAUAUAUUAUGUAUUAGCUACACUGAGUUCAUGCAUGUCAGGCUUAAAAUUGAUUGCCAUACUGCAUCAGCUCCUUGCUGGCUUGUUUCUUGGCUGCUUUACGAUCAGAAUAUUUCUGUUUCUGGGUAUGCUAAAUGUACAUAUGUGUACAGAGGCAUACCCAGGGUCCCUUGUG
Molecule: messenger RNA, 1260 nt
Organism: Podarcis raffonei (Aeolian wall lizard)
Lineage: Eukaryota; Metazoa; Chordata; Lepidosauria; Squamata; Lacertidae
Product: enoyl-CoA delta isomerase 2-like
Exons: 9
Coding region: 1-801 (266 amino acids)
Source: RefSeq, a predicted model, not a curated record